Molecule: messenger RNA, 1780 nt
Organism: Nezara viridula (southern green stink bug)
Lineage: Eukaryota; Metazoa; Arthropoda; Insecta; Hemiptera; Pentatomidae
Source: the annotation of a GenBank genome assembly
AUGGAUAACGAUUUGCAAGAUGGGCAAGUCUUAGAGAUGAUGUUGCUACCGAUCCUUGUGGGGUUGUUACACCUGGCGAGUGCAGAGCUGCCAUGGUGGAAGACCAGCAUCAUGUACCAGGUCUACGUCAGGUCCUUUGCCGACUCAGACGGUGAUGGAAAUGGCGAUUUGAGAGGAGUCAUUGGCAAGGUCCCCUAUCUUAAAGAUAUAGGAGUUGGAAUCAUCUGGCUUUCACCGGUAUUCUCUUCGCCUUGGAAGGACAUGGGUUACGAUAUAGAUGAUUUCCUAAAGGUACAACCUCUCUUCGGAACCAAUCAAGAUUUAGAGGAACUCAUAAAGGUGGUUCACGAUUACGGAAUGAAGAUUUUCCUGGAUUUUGUUCCGAAUCACACCAGCGAAGAACAUGCUUGGUUCAACGCUUCCAGGAACCGUCAAGACGGAAAAGACGAUUAUUACGUGUGGUACGACCCUUCGGGGUACAAGGAUGGUGUACCACAACCUCCUAAUGGAUGGAAAAGUAUCUUUGGAGGUGAUUCCUGGACCUACGAUGAGACGAGAAAGCAAUUUUAUCUCCACCAAUUUGGACCGUUCCAGCCAGAGUUAAACUUCACAAAUCAGAAAGUCAUCGAUGACAUGAAGGAUAUAAUGAGGUAUUGGUUGGAUAAAGGAUUGGAUGGAUGGCGAAUGGACGCAGUUCCCUUCUUGGUCGAAGACAAACAGUUGCGAGAAGAACCUUAUAUUCCAAACUGUACUCGCAAGAUUCCAGGUACCUGUAUGUAUCACAUAUGGACACAAAAUCAGCCGGAAACAUAUGAAGUAAUGAAGGAAUUCGAUGAGUUGCUUCUCGAAUAUGAAAACACUAACCCAAAACAUCUCUUCCUUGAAGCGUACGCUAACGCCAGCCAGGUUAUGGCUUAUUAUCAAGAGCAUUCUACACCCUUUAAUUUCGAUUUAGUCACGGCCAUGAAACAAGACACUAACGCGACAACGUUAAGGAGAAUAGUUGAUGGGUACAUGAAUAACCUUCCUAAUGGUGGCUGGCCGAACUGGGUGACAGGAAAUCAUGACAAUCUGAGAGUCGGUACCAAACUCGGCCCAGAAAUGGUAGAUCCAAUGUUGAUGCUGCAGCUGAUGCUUCCUGGAGUCUCCGUCACCUAUCAAGGGGAAGAGAUAGGUAUGAAGGACACCUUCUUGAGGGACGACCUCAAGGUAGAUGUUACAGGCGAUGACAGAGAUGCUGAAAGAUCCCCUAUGCAAUGGAAUAAGCGAAGGAAUGCUGGGUUUUCAAGAGCACGAAAGACUUGGCUACCAGUAAAUCCUAAUUAUUACCAACUGAAUGUCCAAAAUCAACAAGUGGAUCCUUCAAGUCAUCUGAGACUGUACAAGAGACUGGCAAAAGUAAAGAAGGAAUUUUCUGAUUCGAUUGAACUCGAGACCGCUACUUACGGAGAUUGGGUAUUCGCUUUCAAAAGGACAAACAAGAACAAGGUAUACUACGUUGUUAUAAAUCUGGACAAUUAUGAGCAAAGCGUACCACUCUCUAAACUGUUUAAGAACGUUCCAGAUAUCUUACAUGUUCACACUACUUCUAUUAAUUCCCAUUACAAAAUCAAUAACAUACUAAGGAAGGGUAGCAAAGUUAAACUUUAUCCAAGAUCUUCCAUCGGUCUUUUCUCAACAACUGUCUAACAAGAUUUCAUUUAGAAAGUCAAAGUAGCAUUAUCAAACAAAUGUUGAUAGAUUUUAAACAAUAAAUAAAUAACGAUAAAUAAUUACACAA